Microplitis mediator is the source of this 1747-nucleotide messenger RNA. Its product is annotated as odorant receptor Or2-like. Gene Ontology annotation, cellular component: plasma membrane. Gene Ontology annotation, biological process: detection of chemical stimulus involved in sensory perception of smell; sensory perception of smell. The record is from RefSeq and is a predicted model, not a curated record. Bases 96 to 1310 code for a protein of 404 amino acids. NCBI's taxonomy places the organism in Eukaryota, Metazoa, Arthropoda, Insecta, Hymenoptera, Braconidae. Gene Ontology annotation, molecular function: olfactory receptor activity; odorant binding. The transcript has 7 exons.
GAUAUUUUCAACUUCGUUAAAUGAGUCUUAUUAAAUAAUUGGUUGUUAUAUUGCAAUAUUAUUAAAUGUUAAUAACGCGUACAUUUUUUUGAACAAUGGUGAAUAAAGAUUCUAUCGUACGUGAUGUGGAAUGGGCGAUUGGAAGCCACCGAAGACUUCUUCAAAUAAGUGGAUUAUGGAUGUAUCCAAAAAAAUGUCUAUGGUUCAAUGUACAGAUGAACAUUCAAACAAUUCUAUUUGCUUUAAGUAUAUUUGGAUUCGUUACUUAUCCACAAACAUCAGCGUUAUUAAAAGUGUGGGGAGAUGUUACUUUGAUUGGGGAUAACAUUAUGUCGAAUUUGCCAGUCACAAUUGCUGGAAUUAAGCUCAUCAAAUUAUGGACUAAAAAAAGAGUUCUAGUUUCAAUGAUUAACAAAAUGGAAAAUGACUGGUAUCAAGUAAACAAUGACACGGAACGAAAUGUCAUGAUCAAAUAUGCAAAAAUUCCAAAGAUAAUGUUAGUGUGUGGUUUGCUUAAUAUAACUACAAGUACGUUAUUCUAUCAUACUUUAUCAAACUUUUUUGGCAUUACUCUACGUGCUGUGUCUAAUAAUACUGAUAUAUAUGGAAAUAAAAUCCUUCCUCUUCAAUCUUUAUAUUUCUUUGAUAUACCGACAUCUUUUUGUUUUUAUCUUAUAUCAUGGAGUCAAUUAUUUGGCUCUUUGGUUGCCAGCCUUGUUUACACAACUUUUGAUAUAACGUUUGGCCUAUUUGUUUUGCACACAUGUGCUCAGUUGGAAAAUCUGGCUGGAAGAAUUCAAAUUAUUUCGAUUGACUCUCACUCAAAAUUUCGAAAAUAUUUAAAUUCAAUUGUUUCACAACAUUGUAGUUUAAUUAGCUUUGUAGAUCAAAUCGAAAGUAUCUUCAGUACAGUAUUACUUGGGUUGGUUAUAUCGUUUGGUAUACUUUUUAGUAUCUUAGGAUUUCAAAUAAUUGUCAGCAUGACAGAUAAGGAAGUAAAACUACCAAUUUUUCAAGCAAGUUUCUAUAUUUUAUUUAUGAAUUACUUUUUAUGUCUGAUGUUUAUUUAUUCAUGGGUUGGUGAAGCAUUGAUCAGAACAAGUGAAUCUAUCAAUACUGCAGUUUACAAUAGCAACUGGAUAUUGCUUACGGCAAAAGACCGAAUUCAAAUAGUACUUCUGUUACUACGAUCUCAGACAAAAUUAAACAUUACAAUUGGAAGCAUUGUUCCAGUUUCACUUGAUUCAUUCGCCAAAUUGAUAAAAACAUCUGCUGGAUAUAUCUCAAUGCUACUCGCUGCAAAAGAGUAACUUUAACUUUUCUCAAUAUAUGAUCAGUUGAAUCUUCACCAUAAUGUCCACAGGAGAAAUUUGUAGCUAAUUUAGAUGUACUUAGAGUUUGCUCAAUACAACUUUGCUGUACUAUGUUUCAACUUGUAUGCGUUGCAGAUAUCAUGAUAAAAGAAAAAAGAGUAUUUUUCUACACUUCACAAUGAAAUAGUUGAAAAAGAAUAAAUUUUACCGAUGAAAAUAGGUAAAGCCUAACAAUUGCAUGUUUACAGAAAAAAAGGAAACCAAGGAUAAUAAUUAAUUGAAUAUUCUUAAUUCUUUAUUAAAAAUUUCAAAACUGGGAAGCGUAUGAAUAUAAUAAAUAUUAGCAAAUAACCAUGAUUUCAUAACUGAAUAUUUCAUACAAUUAUUACUGCUUCAAUUAUUAGAUAAAUUGAAAUAAUACGUGAAUAAACGAU